Molecule: messenger RNA, 1850 nt
Organism: Vitis riparia (riverbank grape)
Lineage: Eukaryota; Viridiplantae; Streptophyta; Magnoliopsida; Vitales; Vitaceae
Product: AT-hook motif nuclear-localized protein 10
Exons: 6
Coding region: 305-1366 (353 amino acids)
Molecular function (GO): minor groove of adenine-thymine-rich DNA binding
Source: RefSeq, a predicted model, not a curated record
UAUUAGGGCUUUGUUUUCGCUGUUGCUUAAAUUUUUAUCUCGAGAUUUGAGGUGAAGGUGGGAUUUUUGGGGUUAGGGUUUUGGAUUUUUUGGACAGUGAGUGAGCUUACUCGGAUUUCAGUAUGUAGCUUUAGAUUAUUUGCGAAGUCCUUGCUUUGUUCCUGAGUGGUUGUUUUCAAGUGAAGUUUGUUCUGUCAAAAGUGUUUUCUUUUUGUAGAGAGAAAUCUUACUCACUGACAGUGUGAAAUCUAUUCUUCGUUGCAGGGUUGUAUAGAAAUUUAGUACCACUUUCCAUAUAUGAAAGAUGUCAGGAUCUGAAACUGGAAUCAUGACUACCAGAGAGCCCUUCAGCAUGGGUCUCCAGAAAAAUGCGGUACCGUCACAGCCGGUGAUACAAAACAUGCGCUUAGCCUUCAGUCCAGACGGAGCAGCUGUGUACAAGCCCGUUUCCGGGACCUCCCCGCCGUACCAGUCUUCCGGCGGUACCGGUGGAGAGGGUUCCACCGGCGGCGCCAUCAUACCUCACGGCCUUAACAUGAAUAUGGGGAGCGAGCCCUUGAAGAGGAAGAGAGGGAGGCCAAGGAAAUACGGCCCAGAUGGGACCAUGGCACUGGCGUUGUCACCUGCUCCUUCUGGUGUGAACGUAUCUCAGUCCGGUGGGGCAUUUUCUUCUCCACCUGCUUCGGCCGGAUCAGCCUCACCUUCUUCCUUGAAGAAAGCAAGAGGCCGACCACCCGGUUCCAGCAAGAAACAGCAAAUGGAAGCUCUUGGAUCUGCGGGAGUUGGAUUUACACCUCAUGUUAUCACAGUGAAAGCUGGAGAGGAUGUAUCAUCAAAAAUAAUGUCAUUUUCUCAGCAUGGUCCAAGGGCUGUUUGCAUCCUAUCAGCAAAUGGUGCCAUCUCUAAUGUGACUCUCCGCCAACCAGCAACAUCUGGUGGCACUGUAACUUAUGAGGGACGGUUUGAAAUUCUCUCUCUUUCUGGUUCAUUUCUGCUCUCGGAAAAUGGUGGUCAGCGAAGCAGGACUGGGGGAUUAAGCGUGUCAUUGUCUGGUCCGGAUGGCCGUGUUUUGGGUGGUGGCGUAGCAGGUCUUUUAACAGCUGCAUCCCCUGUUCAGGUAGUUGUGGGUAGUUUUAUUGCAGAUGGCCGCAAGGAAUCAAAGUCAGCAAGCCAAGUGGAACCCUCAUCAGCCCCACCAAAGAUUGCCCCAGUUGGUGGUGGGGGUGGGGUAACAGGAACAAGCAGCCCCCCAUCUCGUGGGACACUGAGUGAGUCAUCUGGCGGACCUGGGAGCCCCCUUAACCAGAGCACGGGAGCCUGCAAUAACAGUAAUCCACCAGGAAUGACGAGCAUCCCAUGGAAGUAGACUGAACACUCCGCAGGUCAGCUACCUAACCAAUCUCUAUGUAGGACCCGGGCUCUAUUGCUGUGUUGGUGAUUCCCUUAAAAAAAGAGACCCAUUUGUAAUUUAAGCCUUGUGUAAGUUAGUUGUGCAUAAUAAGGACCACAGGUGACUUUCCAGCUUGACCCUACUGCUGGCUGUAAAGUUCCAACCAAGUAGUGACAGGUGAUCUUGGCCGUGUCAGGUAGAAGAAAUUAGAGAGGAGAGGUUGUGCUUUCUUUUAGUAGGUUUUAGAUGGAGAUGUUGAUUGUAGUUUUCUUUGUAUUCUGGCUUUUGCAGUCGGUUUGUUGUUGUUGUUGUUGUUGUUGGUGGUGGUGGUGCUUAUUGUUAACCUCGUGGAAGGUGUUGUAGUUCACUUUUAAUCCUAACCUCCGUUUUAUUGUUGUCUGUUACUUGCGAGUUUCGAGCUGGCUUCCCUUUUGGAAUCAUGUAAGAAAUGUUUUAUUUU